AUGAAGACACAAGCGGGUCUCGCCGUGCUGGCUGUAGCGGUUCUCGCCUCGGGAUGCAGCGCCGAGGCGACAAGGGAGGUGGCCGGGUCGAGGGAUCUGUUCGACCAGAUGGUGCAGAGCUUGGCGAGCAAGUGGAUGCCCGGUUACAGGGGAGACGGGUUGCAGUGGAGCGUGCAUCCGCUGCCGAGGAACGUCAAGAGGCAGAACAGCGCCAGUCCAAUGGUGCUCCAGCCUGCUGGAGAUGAGGACGGGCAGGGGUUGGGGUCGUUAGCUGGACUGUUUGGGGGAGGAGGCUCGGCAUCGGUACUUGCUGCUUCGCCGAGUAGGUCGGCGACCCAGGCGAGUGCUACGGACUCUGCUAGUGCCUCCCCCGCAUCUUCGGCUGCCUCCUCAGCCGCGACUCCGAGCGCAGAUCGGUCCGCCAGCUCCACCUCGGCCACAUCGAGCAUCCCCACCGCACCGGCAUUUUCAUUCUCCACGCCCAGCCCCAGCGCCUCGUCGACGUCGUCCAGCGUGUCGUCGACGGCUUCGGCGCGACCUUCGAUGUCUGCGCAGAAGGACGACGACGCACCUCCGCCCUCGUUGCUCUCGCCCAAGCACAAAUUCUUCCCGCUCGUCGUGGCGGGCAUGGCGGCAGCGGGACUGCUGGCGCUCAUGCUGUUGAUCGCCAUCGCUCGCGCAGUAGCACACGACCAGCUACGCCGCGACAAACUCAAGCAGUCGUACGGCUUCGACGAGUACUCGGACAAGCCGGGCAAAACAGGCGACAAGUUCACCUCGAACCCCGGAGUGGGUGCAGCGCGAUCGCUGCGUCGCGCAAUGACGCGCAAGAAGCUCGGUAGCUUUGCGCGUCGCACCGCGGACGGGAGCGUACUGAUCGAGGUGGGCGAUGAGGUGUUUGCGGUUCCGCCGCAUCUGGCCGAUUCGUACCGCGACCGCAUCCUGCGCGAGAAGCGCUCGCGCUCGGAUCUGAGCCAGGAGGGGCUGUUUGGGAACGUCCAGCCGCGUCACCUGAACGAUGGUGGUCCCGAUGCGGAUGACAGCACCGCCAGGGCUGCGUACGAUACGAUGCUCCAGGGCGAGCAGCGUCCGUCGCGCAGUCUGAGUCAGAGACUCACGGACAGGUUCAAAUCGAUCACCACCUCCCCCAAGCCUAUGGGGGCGUAUUCGUUCGAUGCACGCGAAAAGGGCGCUGUCCGACAGGUCGACCUCGCCCGACCUACGCUCACCAAGGGCGGUGCAGAAUGGGUGGUGGAGCGAACCAGUGCACGACCUCCUCCUCCUCGCGAUACCUCCAAACCGGUCACACGCAAGGCGCCACCCAAGCUCGAGUUGUCGACGCUGACGGCCAAGUUGCAGGAUCUGGAGAAGCAGAGUAAUGUCUCGAGCUCGUCGGGGCACAGUCGACGACUACCUGCCGAGGCGAGUAUCUCUCGCUCGGCUGCAUCGUCGGCGUCUGCCAACGGCACUUUUGGUGGAAGUGGAUCAGGGUCUGAUCUGGAGGCAGGUUUACCGGGCGCGUUUCCGGAACGAUCCAAGUCGCUCGCAAGAGCUCGUAGCGUCAAACCGCUCAUCCUGUCUACGGAGCGAGUGGGAGGGUAUCGUCAUCGCCAUCCCGACGCACACCGCUCCCGAACCCAAGUUCGACCGACCAAACCGCUCGAACGCAAGUCCACCGUCGCCCUAGCCUCCCCGACUCGCUUCAGCCACGACAAGAACCCCGCACUCGUGGUACACCCCGAAAAGCCCCAGGCCGCUUUCCGUCCGCUACCCGUUCCUCCCCCCUUCACCCUCCCCAAAUAA
This is a messenger RNA of Moesziomyces aphidis, 1803 nucleotides long. The record is from the annotation of a GenBank genome assembly. Lineage: Eukaryota; Fungi; Basidiomycota; Ustilaginomycetes; Ustilaginales; Ustilaginaceae.